AUGCCAUCUGCCAUGCUGUGGCUUGCACAGGCCUUGCUGGUGGGCCUCGCCCAUGCCCAGACGCCCUACAUAAAUUCAACACACGGAAACGACACGAGCGGCAGCCCGUUGAACUUUGCCACAAGCCCGCCAUUCUACCCAAGCCCCUGGGUGGAACCCACCACCAAAGACUGGGCUGCGGCUUAUGAAAAAGCCAAGGCCUUUGUCAGCCAAUUGACUCUUCUCGAGAAGGUCAAUCUCACCACGGGCACUGGGUGGCAGAGUCAGUCUUGCGUCGGCAACGUUGGCUCCAUCCCUCGCCUUGGUUUCGACCCCCUCUGUCUGCAAGACAGUCCUCUCGGCAUCCGCUUCGCCGAUUAUGUCUCGGCUUUCCCCGCGGGUGGUACAAUUGCUGCCUCGUGGGACCGCGCCGAGUUCUAUCGCCGUGGUAACGAGAUGGGCAAGGAGCACCGCAAAAAGGGUGUAGACGUCCAGCUGGGCCCCGCCAUUGGUCCUCUUGGCCGACAUGCUCUGGGUGGUCGUAACUGGGAGGGCUUUAGCCCCGAUCCUGUUCUCUCUGGUGUAGCAGUUGCUGAAACCGUUCGCGGUAUCCAGGAUGCUGGUGUCAUUGCCUGCACCAAGCACUUCAUUAUGAACGAGCAGGAGCAUUUCCGCCAGCCCGGCAAUUUCGGAGACUUUGGCUUUGUCGAUGCCAUCAGCUCCAACUUGGACGACAAGACUCUGCACGAGCUGUACCUGUGGCCCUUUGCUGACGCCGUCCGCGCCGGCACGGGUUCCAUCAUGUGCUCGUACAACAAGAUCAACAACUCGCAAGCCUGCCAGAACUCGUAUCUCCAGAACUACAUCCUCAAGGGCGAGCUUGGCUUCCAGGGUUUCAUCAUGUCUGACUGGGACGCCCAGCACUCUGGUGUCUCGUCGACUUUUGCCGGUUUGGACAUGACCAUGCCUGGUGACACAGGCUUCAACUCUGGCUUCUCCUUCUGGGGUACCAACCUGACCAUCUCGAUUCUCAACGGCACCGUGCCCCAGUGGCGUCUUGACGAUGCGGCUAUCCGUAUCAUGACUGCCUACUACUAUGUCGGCCUCGACGAGUCGAUCCCUGUCAACUUUGACAGUUGGUCACGUGACACGUACGGAUAUGAGCACUACUUUGCCAAGACAGGCUACGCUCUGAUCAACCAGCACAUUGAUGUCCGCGCCGACCACUUCAGGUCCAUUCGCCGCGCUGCUGCCAGGUCGACUGUCCUCCUCAAGAACACUGGCGUCCUCCCCCUUUCUGGAAACGAGAAGUGGACCGCCGUGUUUGGCGAAGAUGCCGGCGAGAAUGCAUGGGGUCCCAACGGAUGCGCCGACCGUGGCUGUGACAAUGGUACCUUGGCCAUGGGAUGGGGCUCAGGAACUGCCGACUUCCCCUACCUUGUCACUCCUCUUGAAGCUAUCAAGCGCGUUGUUACUGACAAUGGCGGUGUCAUCACUUCUGUCACGGACAACUACGCUUAUGCUCAGAUCCAGGCCAUGGCUCCCCAGGCUAGUGUCUCGAUCGUCUUUGUCAACGCCGACUCUGGUGAAGGCUACAUCACCGUCGAUGGCAACAUGGGUGACCGCAACAACAUGACCGUGUGGCACGAUGGCGAUACGCUCAUCCAGAACGUUACUGCCUUCUGCAACAACACUAUUGUCGUUGUUCACUCUGUCGGACCCGUUGAGAUGGACGCAUGGAAGAAGAACGAAAACGUCACUGCCAUUCUCUGGGCUGGUCUUCCUGGCCAAGAGUCUGGUAAUUCUAUUGCUGACAUUCUGUACGGCAAACACAACCCCGGCGGCAAGCUCCCCUUCUCGCUUGGCACCUCGCCUGACCAGGCGGGCCCUCCGGUCACGUACGAGCCCACCAACGGCCACGGCAGCCCCCAGGACAACUUUGAAGAGGGCGUUUUCAUCGACUACCGCGCGUUUGACAAGGAGGGCAUUGAGCCCGUGUACGAAUUCGGCUUUGGUCUGUCGUACACGACGUUUGCAUUCUCCGACAUCAGCGUGACCAAGGUGGCGGCUGCCGCCUACACGCCCUUUAGCGGCAAGACGACGGCGGCGCCCACGCUUGGAAACUUCAGCAGGAACAUUGAGGAGUACCAGUUCCCCGCCGACUUUGUUCGACCAGCCACGUACAUUUACCCCUACCUCAACUCGACGGACCUCAAGGAGGCGUCGAUGGACCCUGAAUACGGUAUCCAGGUUGAGUGGCCUGCAGGAUCCACUGACGGCAAGCCCCAAUCGCGCAUUGCGGCUGGUGGCGCGCCCGGUGGCAACCCUCAGCUGUGGGAUGUGCUGUUCACGGUCGAGGCCAAGAUCACCAACACUGGUAAGGUUGCUGGUGACGAGGUGGGUCAGGCGUACAUCUCGCUUGGUGGCCCCGAGGACCCCAAGGUGCAGCUCCGUGCUUUUGAUCGCUUGUCGAUCCAGCCCGGGCAGACGGCCACUUUCCGCGCGGACAUUACGCGCCGUGACAUUAGCAACUGGGACACUGCCAGCCAGAACUGGGUCAUCACCAAGUACCCCAAGACAAUCUACGUGGGCUCCAGCUCGAGGAAGCUUCCUCUUUCGGCCCAGCUGGACACGAGCGGCUUGUAGACAUGUACGUCGCUUGACGACACUUGGUUAGUGUUUGCAUGGCACAGGCUGUGGUAUGCAGGACGACUGUAAUGUUGAAUUCUUAAUGUCUUGGCUAGAUGAUGUGUCUAGCGUUAGCAAUGUUAUCAUAUUAC
Messenger RNA from Exserohilum turcica Et28A, 2759 nucleotides. Its product is annotated as glycoside hydrolase family 3 protein. NCBI's taxonomy places the organism in Eukaryota, Fungi, Ascomycota, Dothideomycetes, Pleosporales, Pleosporaceae. Bases 1 to 2625 code for a protein of 874 amino acids. The transcript is spliced from 5 exons. Gene Ontology annotation, molecular function: beta-glucosidase activity. The record is from RefSeq and is a predicted model, not a curated record. Gene Ontology annotation, biological process: glucan catabolic process.